This is a messenger RNA of Aureobasidium namibiae CBS 147.97, 456 nucleotides long. RefSeq lists its product as uncharacterized. The coding region runs from base 1 to 456 and encodes 151 amino acids. NCBI's taxonomy places the organism in Eukaryota, Fungi, Ascomycota, Dothideomycetes, Dothideales, Saccotheciaceae. The record is from RefSeq and is a predicted model, not a curated record. The transcript is spliced from 3 exons.
AUGCAUCUCUCUCUCCCUCUCAUCAUUGCUACCGUUUCGCUGUGCACCGCUGCACCCGUUACCAUUACCGACAGCACCCUUAUCGAGAAACGAGCCGAUCUGAUUGAAGUCACUCCCUUCUACAGCGGCGAAUGGAUGAACCUCGAUGAGAUCGAGAGAGGCGUCAAUCAAUGGUGUGCAAAUCAAAACGGCCAAGUAGUCCCCUGGGGAAAAUCCACGAACGCCCAAAUCUCCGGAUUGACCCUGCACAGUGGAGGUCCUGGUAUCCUCGCCGCUCACUAUACAAACGAUGACGUUCGCUCUGGUUGGACUAUCAAUGAGGGCGAGUGUAAUGAUUGGAUGAUGCAGAUUGCGAGUUUGAGUCCCAGAGGCCGCAGUGAUGGUACCCAUACUCAAGGUGGGCAUGGCAAAAUUGGUGGGUAUGGCAGUAUUUGGAUUGAUCCUAAUGCUGCUUGA